Molecule: messenger RNA, 766 nt
Organism: Sorghum bicolor (sorghum)
Lineage: Eukaryota; Viridiplantae; Streptophyta; Magnoliopsida; Poales; Poaceae
Exons: 2
Coding region: 99-434 (111 amino acids)
Biological process (GO): translation
Cellular component (GO): ribosome
Molecular function (GO): structural constituent of ribosome
Source: RefSeq, a predicted model, not a curated record
CAACGGAAGGGGCGAGCAGCGCGAAUAGGCGGCUACAGCGAGUGUCAGAGUGGUGUUCUGCGGCGGCGGCGGCGGCGGGAGGAGACGAAAGAGAAACGAUGCAGGCGGUGGCACGGGCGGCGCGUGGGCUCGCGGCCGCGGCUGCGGCUGCGCGGCCGUCGGCGAUGGAGGCAUGGCACCGCGGGCAGGUGCAGCAAGCCCGGGGCAUCGUGGUGCAGGUGAGGGACGGGAACCUGGAGCGGGCGCUGUCGGUCAUGGAGCGCAAGAUGCGGUCCAGCGGCAUGGAGCGCCUCAUCCGGGCGCGCACCACCCACCACGUCAAGGACUCGGAGAAGCGCGUGCUCGCGCGUAAGGCGCUUAUGCAGCGCGUCCGGUCCCAGGAGCUCGGCAAGAAGCUCCGCGAGAUCCUCAUCAAGAAGAUCAGGGGACAGUGAGGGCAUCAGGACAUUGGCCGUUUACCGGUAGCAUUUGUGUGUGGGUGCUCCGUUUUGAGCGUUUAGCGAUGCGUGAUACUUCAUUGAUGGAUCUGUGGCGCAGCUUGAGAAUAACUCAACCGUGACCUUGAGCAAAAAAGCUUUUGCUAUAUUAUUGCAUGGAUGACAGUUUGAUGGUAAAACUAAUUGCUUUUUUUUAUUGUACAACUUAGUAUCUACUAUGUGGAUUUUAUUGCUGUUGGUGCUUGACUUAUGUGCGUGCAAAUGCUGUAUGAACAAAGUGUGGCAAUGCUUCAACCAUGGUACACGAGAUGACUGGAAGAAAGCAGAAA